AAUUAGGAAGUUAUUGAAUUUUAAAAAGAAUAAAAUCAGAGCACCUGUUGUCCCUAUGCUGUUGCUCAAAUUGUGUGUUCGUACGUUCGCUUACCUUCCGCACAUGUGCCGGGGGCAGCCACCAAUCAAAUCGGGGGUGGCCACAGCCAAUCAAAUCCAAUAAAAAAUCUUGACUUUUGAUUCAACCAAUUAGCGUUCAAUAUUUGGCGUGGGUGCUAAGAUGGGGACAUUUUUAAUCAGUUGCAACAGGGAGCCAUAACGUGCUGGGUGCGAUUUCGAUUAUUGGAAGUUUAUUGUAUUAUUUAAUUCUAAAAAUAAGGAAACAUUAGAGAACAGAGGAACCCACGACGUAUUCUGGUUCCUGACUCGGAGUAAGCCAUGAGCCGGAAUACGAUAUUGUGAUAGUGGGUGGCGGGAUUGUAGGCAUGGCCACAGCUCGAGAACUGGCACUCAAGCACCCACAUCUAAAACUUAGUGUCGUGGAGAAGGAAGACAAGCUUGCUUUCCAUCAAAGUGGACACAACAGUGGUGUGAUUCAUGCAGGGAUCUACUAUAAGCCUGGCUCUCUCAAAGCUCGACUGUGUGUUGAAGGCUUACAACUUGCUUAUGAAUACUUAGAUAAAGAAGGAAUACCAUACAAGAAGUGUGGAAAGUUGAUUGUUGCUGUAAAUGAUAAAGAAGUGGGCAGGUUACUAGACCUCUAUGACCGAGCCAUCCAUAAUGGUGUGCCUGACGUAGAGCUUAUUGAAGGAAACGAGAUAAAGAAAUAUGAACCCUAUUGUCAGGGUGUAAAGGCAAUCUGGUCCCCUCAUACUGGCAUUGUUGACUGGGGAUUAGUGACAGAACACUAUGGAAAAAACUUCCGUGAUUGUGGUGGUAGUAUUUAUCUUGACUUUAAGGUUACAGACUUCCAGCUCACAGAAGACAGUAAAACUGGGACAACAGCUGCAGAGUAUCCCGUCAAAGUCAUCAGUAAUGGAAGGGCUGUGCGUUGCAAAUAUGUGUUGACUUGUGGUGGCUUGCAGUCAGACAAGUUAGCGAAGCUUUCUGGAUGCUCCGAGGAUCCCAGGAUUGUGCCUUUCCGAGGAGAGUACCUCCUUCUGAAGAAAGAUAAAGCCCACAUGGUGCGAGGGAAUAUAUACCCAGUACCAGAUCCUCGCUUCCCAUUUUUGGGUGUGCAUUUCACCCCAAGGAUGAAUGGUGACAUAUGGUUGGGCCCCAAUGCAAUUUUUGCUCUCAAACGAGAGGGAUAUCGAUGGCUUGAUAUUGACACGAAGGAACUAUGGGAAUCUGUUACAUACCGAGGAUUUCAAAAGUUAGCACUGCAGUACCUUGCGUUUGGGUUCAAAGAAGUGUUAUUUUCAGCAUUCCCAAGACUUCAGGUGGCAACACUACGUAAAUAUAUCCCAGACAUCUCAGCAUCUGACAUAUCCCGUGGUCCAGCUGGUGUACGAGCCCAGGCCAUGAAUGUUGAUGGAUCGCUAGAAGAUGACUUUGUUUUCCACAGGGAGUCUGGAUCGGCAUUAGGUUCCCGUAUUCUCCAUUGUCGUAAUGCUCCAUCCCCGGGUGCCACAUCUUCACUUUCUAUUGCUAAGAUGAUUGCUGACAAAUGCAGAACAGAAUUUUCACUCUGAGAAACUAGCUGUUAGCUUUUAUGAUUUAUGGUGUUUUUAUAAUUGAGAAAGUCAAUGGGUAUUUCGGUACAUGUGCAGGUGCAAUAAAUUUUCACCACUAUCCUGUCUUCUGCUAUAUUUCAGUUACUGUACAGCAUUAUGGUUUUUUUAUCAUUAUAGCUGCUCCCCGACUUCCGACAGGGUUAGGGACCGACAUCCAGGUCGUAAGUCGGAAAUGCUUAAAUAACACAUAGAAAAUCGAAAAUGGG
Molecule: messenger RNA, 1882 nt
Organism: Homarus americanus (American lobster)
Lineage: Eukaryota; Metazoa; Arthropoda; Malacostraca; Decapoda; Nephropidae
Gene: L2HGDH
Product: L-2-hydroxyglutarate dehydrogenase, mitochondrial-like
Exons: 9
Coding region: 426-1634 (402 amino acids)
Molecular function (GO): (S)-2-hydroxyglutarate dehydrogenase activity; (S)-2-hydroxy-acid oxidase activity
Source: RefSeq, a predicted model, not a curated record